AUGUCGUCUCUCGGCCAGACGAAUAUAUCAGCAGCUGUAUACCCUGUAUCACCUACAGUCAUUGCCACCAUCACCGUGCUAGGCGCUGUCAUGGCCUAUUCCGGUCAACUUAUGUUUCGUUGUGCCACUAAUAGGAUGGAACAGAAAAACUUUCCAAUACGCCUACUCAAAUGCUUCAUGGCAGGAACCAUGCUCACAAAAACUGCCUUAUUCGCUACCAUGUCGAGUAAACAAGCAAUCAACAAUUGUACCCAUAUCGCACGAACAGCCGAUGUUCUUUAUCAUCUAAGUAUGACAGCGGGCAUGACGGUACUCUUAUUGCGAAUACGGGCAGUACUUCCAUUUGGAUGGAACUCCUAUAUCAAAAGUUUGCAUGUCGUCCUUGUUGGAAUGCGUAUCAUUAUCGGCGCUGUCGAUGUUGUAUUGUUGGAGCGUGCUGUUCUGCCUAGUGGAGCAUGCCAAUUUCAAGAAAACAAAGCUUGGGGACCGGUUUACACCGUAUACGACACGCUAGUCGACUUGUAUGUCACUAUCGCUAUCGGUAUCACCUUAUACCGCCAUGUCAAACGUAUACGAACCUCACUCGAUGAUGAGCAAGCAUCGGGUUCGUACUAUGCUAUUAUUAUGCAAAAUGUCAUACGUACAACCGUGUUGUUCGUGAGCAACCUUGCAACAGUCAUUUUGAUGCUCAAGAGUGCAAAUCAAAUCGUUCUUAUUAUCUAUUGGCCCAUUACCAACAUGCUGUUUAUAUUGCUAAUUGGCUAUGAUUCGGAUUUGGUGCAAGUCGUUCGAGGGAUCCGAAAACGAGCGCUCUUUGGCCGAUCGCAUCAACAAAGACCAUCACUCAGCUCACAAUCACAUGACAUUCAAUUGGAUGAUUUUCGUCGAUGCGCUUCAUGCGGCACACUCACUGAUUCAACCAACCAGCAUCAACACACUCCUAUCAUUCAUGAAAAUAGAAGCAGUGCACUGAUGCCUACCAUUCUUACUACAUCCGCUACCAUCGACUCACGAGCAUCAGGAUCCAAGGACAGCAACAACAAUGAUCCCGAUACUGUUCAUUCACCAUAG
Lichtheimia ornata is the source of this 1071-nucleotide messenger RNA. RefSeq lists its product as uncharacterized. The transcript is spliced from 4 exons. The coding region runs from base 1 to 1071 and encodes 356 amino acids. Lineage: Eukaryota; Fungi; Mucoromycota; Mucoromycetes; Mucorales; Lichtheimiaceae. The record is from RefSeq and is a predicted model, not a curated record.